CGUACACAUAAAAACAAAUCUCACUUCCCCACAUUUCACACCAUAUAUCAUACACACAAACUUUUUACAUACUACUAUAAUAUAUUCCUAAUUAUUUUUCCUAUUCUAAAAUACUAAGACAUCAACUAGCUUAGGAUAGAAUUAAACUAUGGCCUCUCUUUUCCUCUGUUUUUUCCUCUGCCUCUCCUCCCUAAUCAUCUUACCUUCUUCUUCAAGCACAAUUAAUCUCAAUCUUUCUCCUACUCCUACUCCGAAAUCGUCGUUGAAUCGAUGGGAUUUCACGUCCGACGUUGUUAAAACCGCCAUCGAAAGAGCUCGGCAGCUCAAACACCCCCACAAAAAUACAUCAUCUACUACUAGUGCUCUACAUGGAGCUACUAGCAUGCCUCUAUAUGCACGUAGCUACGGUGGCUACUCCGUAAACCUCGCAUUUGGUACGCCACCGCAGAGCAUCCCGCUCAUUUUCGACACCGGUAGCAGCCUCCUUUGGGUCCCUUGCACGUCAAAGUAUGCUUGUGCUAAUUGCACCUCCUCUAAAGUUGAACCCUUCCAACCAAAGUUAUCCUCUUCUACUCGUGUCAUAGGGUGUCGAAACCCGAAAUGUGGGUGGAUCUUUGAUGCUGAUGAGGCAGCCCGGUGCGGACCGGGAUGUGGGUCGAACUGCAACCGGGGUUGUCCAAGCUAUGUUCUUCAGUAUGGUAAGGGUGCCACUAGUGGGGUUGCUAUUUCGGAGACGCUUGACUUGCCUGGCAAGCCGGUCCGUGACUUUCUCCUAGGUUGCUCCCUCUUGUCGAUACAACAACCGGCAGGGACCGGGAUUGGCGGGUUCGGGAGAGCCCCUACGUCUCUCCCGAGCCAGCUCCAGCUCGGGAAGUUCUCAUACUGUCUUAUCCCUCAUAAGUUUAAUGACGGAUCAAGAAAUAGUAAGUUGUAUCUCGCUGGCAAAGGGGGAAAAAUCUCCAUUGCCAGCGAGGGUAAAGGUGGUGAAAUUGAGUACACACCUUUUUAUAAAAACCCUACUAAGGCCCCUUACAAUGAGUAUUACUAUGUCAACUUAAGAAAAAUUACUGUUGGUAAAAAACGUGUUAGGUUACCAUAUAAGUAUCUUGUCCCCAGCCGCAUUGGGGACGGGGGUACCAUAGUGGACUCUGGGUCUACCCUUACUUUUAUGGAGCAACCAUUGUUUGAGCCGCUCGUGAAAGAGUUGGCUGCACAAAUAACCGAAUACAAGCGGGCACACGACGCGGAGGCGUUUUCGGGUUUAGGGCUAUGCUACGAAAUUAAGGAAGCACGAAAUGUUUCGUUCCCGAAGCUCGUAUUUCACUACAAGGGUGGAGCAAAGAUGUUAAUGGCAGUGGAUAAUUACUUCUCGUUUGUUGGUGAUUUGGGUGUUUGGUGCUUAACUAUUGUUACCGAUGCAAGCUUAGCUGGGCCUAGUGUGCAUGUUGGGCCGGGUAUAAUAUUGGGUAAUUUUCAACAACAAAAUUUCUAUAUUGAGUAUGAUUUGGAGAAUCAAAGAUUGGGUUUAAAGAAGCAAAAGUGUGCAUAACAAAUUAAAGUAGUGAAUUUUUUUUCAUUCCUUCUCCAUUUGUAAUCGAUUUUUUUUUUUUUUCCCUAUGUAAAUAAAGGAGGCGUCAAGUUAAGAUUAUUGGAUAGUCUUCAAUAAUCUUAGAGCUACAUUGAUUUAUUCAAGUUGGUUCAAUUUUAUAAGUGAUGAUUUUGUUUAAAGUCUCCAAAAAUUAGAAAUUAUUUACAUACGUUUCAUGUGUGGUGUACUACAUUCAGUUUAUUAUUCGUAAAUUACAAUAUUGUCUAUCAUGUAAUACCGCAUAAUGUGUAUGGUACUGAAUAAGAAAAACUUCGCCGUA
Messenger RNA from Chenopodium quinoa (quinoa), 1868 nucleotides. Its product is annotated as probable aspartyl protease At4g16563. Gene Ontology annotation, molecular function: aspartic-type endopeptidase activity. The record is from RefSeq and is a predicted model, not a curated record. Gene Ontology annotation, cellular component: extracellular region. NCBI's taxonomy places the organism in Eukaryota, Viridiplantae, Streptophyta, Magnoliopsida, Caryophyllales, Amaranthaceae. The transcript has a single exon. Gene Ontology annotation, biological process: proteolysis. Bases 149 to 1549 code for a protein of 466 amino acids.